AAAAUCGUAUCGCAUCUUAUCUAAAACUGUUCUUUGUGGGAAAAACAUGUUUCGAACCCAUUUUGCUGCAUUCCUCGCUGGCGUGACGGUAGCUUGCUCAGUUGGUUAUGUGAAACUACACAGAGACCUGAAACUCGCAGGGAAUAUGCUUACUUCAAGCAUAGAAGAGUGGUCUGAUGAGGUUACGGAAACCACCAAGGAACUGGACAAUAAAGUCCACUUCUUGGAAAACGAAUUGAACCGAGUCAGAGGACUGGCCUCUGUAGGAAAUGAAGUGCACUCGGAUUCCAGAGUUCAAAGCAAGAAAGGGGAAAACAACAGUUCAAAUACUCCAAGUGACGACGGUCUGUAAGAGCCGAAAGAGCGCGGUUGUUUUUGCCCGUAUUUAUAUUUGUAAUACACUUGAACGUAAAAGGCUAGUGUUGGCUAUCCAUAUCUAUUGAAUGAGGGUUCAAAUAAUA
Messenger RNA from Galdieria sulphuraria, 461 nucleotides. RefSeq lists its product as uncharacterized. The record is from RefSeq and is a predicted model, not a curated record. The transcript is spliced from 2 exons. Bases 47 to 352 code for a protein of 101 amino acids. Lineage: Eukaryota; Rhodophyta; Bangiophyceae; Galdieriales; Galdieriaceae.